Messenger RNA from Haliotis rubra (blacklip abalone), 1451 nucleotides. RefSeq names its product 28S ribosomal protein S22, mitochondrial-like. Bases 1 to 1113 code for a protein of 370 amino acids. NCBI's taxonomy places the organism in Eukaryota, Metazoa, Mollusca, Gastropoda, Lepetellida, Haliotidae. The transcript is spliced from 8 exons. Gene Ontology annotation, cellular component: mitochondrial small ribosomal subunit. Gene Ontology annotation, molecular function: structural constituent of ribosome. The record is from RefSeq and is a predicted model, not a curated record.
AUGGCUGCGCCCUUGGAUAAAGUCAUGUGCGCUGUUAGCAGUCAAUUAUUUCGGUGGUUAAGACGAUGUCAUCCCGUUGGUGCACAGUUAAGAUCAUCAGUUUUCAACAGGACACCUGCAUUGCAAGCUGCCUUCUAUUCUUCAAGUCAGCAAGAGGAAAAAGAUCCAUUCCAAGUCUUUUUGCAUCGUGACAUCCAGAGACUACUUAGAAGGAUCACUGGUUUUGAUAUAAUGAAGAUCACUCAGCCUAAACCCACACCUCUCUCCAAACCAAAGUACAAGCUUUUGACAGAUGAAGAAUUGGAGCAGAUAGGACAAAAGGCACUGAGACGAGCCAAGCAGCGUCUACAGAUGCCCCCUUACAUGGGGAUGAGACAGCCCAUCACAGAAGUGUUGACACAAGAUCCAGAUCUGGAGGGAUUGGAGACAUCCAAACUGGUAUUCACAGACAUCACUUUUGGUGUGUCUGACAGGAGUCGUUUGAUUGUGGUCCGUGAUCCAAACGGAACUUUGAGAAAGGCAUCAUGGGAAGAACGAGACAAGAUCAACCAGAUCUACAAUCCUCGGGAAGGCAGGAUGCUGGUGAUGCCUCAGAUGUUCCUGGACGAAAACCUUGAGAAUUUAUUGAAGAAGAAGAAAUAUGCUUACAUUCUGGACAGAGCCUGUGUUCAGUUUGAGCCUGAUCACCCAGACUACAUCAGGAUAACUCACAGAUGUUACCAGUCUGUCCAUGAUCAGCGAGAUUAUGAUGAUCUCCGAUCUACAAGGCAUUUUGGACCAGUGGCCUUUCAUUUAGUCUGGAACAAACAGAUAGACUACCUGCUGAUUGACAUGCUGUUGAGAAACCUAGCUCAUGAUGCUGCUUACUUAGUCAACAUUUACCACCUUGUACAUACACAGUCAUCAUCCGCAGUUUACUGCAGAGAGAAUCAUGAAGAAGAUGUUAUCAAGGUGUACCUAGAACAUGAGUGUAAACACAAGGCGGAACUUGAACUGGCUAUCCAGAGUGUGGACCCAGAGAAGGCCAGGGCAGCCAAGGCGGAGGCCAUCAGGAGAUAUACCACGCUGUACCCAAGAAGUACGCCUGACCCUGUCACAACUGACGUGCAGUGAUUCAACAUCCAAACUGUUGAUGUGGAUAAUCUGAAUAACAAGUAUGCUGUACUGGGUGGAGAGUACUAUUCAUCUGUGCCAAGUUGACUCGUCACAACAGUCCAGUAGCUUUGUCAAGACUGCUGGACUGUGUUUGAGUCCAUUUAUGUCUAACUGGCUCCCAUAAAGGUUCCUGUGUGACUGUGAAUCUAAGUCAGGUGUAUUACAAGUCUACAUAUGGAAAAUCACCUUGAUAAAGGCUUAGAGAGGUCAUUCCAAUGAUUUGGAUCGAGUUUGCAUGAAAACUAUCUGGAUUGUAUAUGCCUGUGUAUGUGUUAUAUUAUAGGAAAUAAGUUAAU